This is a messenger RNA of Chelmon rostratus (copperband butterflyfish), 2381 nucleotides long. It is a transcript of the gene aldh9a1b, whose product is annotated as aldehyde dehydrogenase 9 family, member A1b. The record is from RefSeq and is a predicted model, not a curated record. The transcript has 12 exons. NCBI's taxonomy places the organism in Eukaryota, Metazoa, Chordata, Actinopteri, Chaetodontiformes, Chaetodontidae. Bases 194 to 1741 code for a protein of 515 amino acids. Gene Ontology annotation, molecular function: 4-trimethylammoniobutyraldehyde dehydrogenase (NAD+) activity; aminobutyraldehyde dehydrogenase (NAD+) activity.
GAGCCUCAGCAAACUAAUGUAACGUUAACAGAACAACAUACAAACUGUUUCUUAGAUUUUCUAACAUUAAAAACUGUUGAAAGUGUGAAGGAGCCUUUAUGUAAGUUUGUCAAGACCACAAAUUCAAUCGUGAAACAUGACAAAUGACAAGGCGAGUUUUCGCUGAAGUGCGAAGAACGGAGCCUAUUUGAGUAUGCUCCAGAGGCUUGCUGCGUCCCUGCGGCGGCACCCUCCUCUCGCGGCGGCGGUACGAUGCGUCUCGUCGGGCUCAGUGGACAUCACUGUCCCGCUGAACUUCUGGGCUGGGAAGAGACGGACGAGCCGAGAGAAAUGCAGCAAAGAAAACGUUUACGAACCCGCAACAGGCCGAGUCUUGUGUCAGUUGGAGCCUUGUGGUGCUGUGGAGGUCGAUCAGGCUGUGGAGGCGGCCAAGUCAGCCUUUGGCCACUGGAGUAAAAUGUCUGGGAUGGAGAGGGCGAGGAUCAUGAUAGAAGCUGCCCAUAUCAUUGAGAGCAGGAGAGAGGAGAUCGCUGAAAUGGAGGUGGUCAACAAUGGGAAGUCCAUCACAGAGGCCCGUCUGGAUGUGGACUCUGCCAGACUGUGUAUAGAGUACUAUGCAGGGCUGGCCAGCACUCUGGCAGGCCAACAUGUCCAGCUGCCUGGGGGGUCCUUUGCCUACACCCGCAGGGAGCCUCUGGGAGUCUGCGUUGGUAUCGGUGCUUGGAAUUAUCCUUUUCAGAUAGCUGCCUGGAAGUCCGCUCCAGCCCUGGCCUGUGGCAACUCCAUGGUGUUCAAGCCAUCACCAGUGACGCCUGUGACGGCAGUCAUGCUGGCAGAGGUGUAUGCCCAGGCUGGAGCUCCAGACGGACUGUUCAACGUGGUGCAGGGCGGCCAGGAGACAGGCAGCUCACUCUGCCACCACCCAGAUGUUGCUAAAGUGUCCUUCACUGGGAGUGUGCCCACAGGGAAGAAGAUUAUGGAGAUGGCAUCCAAGGGGGUGAAGCCUGUGACUCUGGAGCUCGGAGGGAAAUCUCCUCUGCUCAUCUUUCAGGACAGUGACGUGGAGAACGCUGUGAGGGGGGCUCUCAUGGCCAACUUCCUGUCGCAAGGCCAGGUCUGUAGCAACGGUACAAGGGUGUUUGUUCAGAGGGAUAUUCUGCCUGAGUUUGUGGAGGAGGUGGUGAAGAGGACCCGGGCGAUCGAGAUAGGAGACCCACUGCUGGAGAGCACCCGAAUGGGAGCGCUGGUCAGCCGACCUCACCUGGAAAAAGUCCUGUCCUUUGUCGAACAGGCAAGGAAAGAGGGAGCUACAGUGUUGUGUGGAGGUGAACCUUUUAUCCCCUCAGAUCCCAAACUUAGAGGUGGAUACUACAUGACUCCAUGCGUCCUGGGCGACUGCACAGAUGAGAUGACCUGUGUGAAGGAGGAGAUCUUUGGUCCUGUCAUGUCUGUGUUGUCUUUUGAAACAGAAGAGGAGGUGCUGCAGAGAGCCAAUGACACCAGCCUCGGUCUGGCUGCAGGAGUUUUCACCAGGGAUGUGAGGCGAGCACAUCGUGUGGUGGAACACCUCAAGGCUGGUUCCUGUUUCAUCAACAACUACAACAUCACUCCUGUGGAGGUGCCCUUUGGGGGCUUCAAAAUGUCAGGCAUAGGGCGGGAGAACGGCCAGGUGACGAUUGAAUACUACUCCCAGCUGAAGACGGUGUUUGUGGAGAUGGGAGAUGUGGACAGCUUGUUCUAAGACACACAUACGCCGAGAGGAUGGAGCUGUAACACUGAGCCAGAGACUGAACCAGAUGGUCUGGACCAGAACACAGAACACUACUUAGGGACGGACCAUCAAACGUUCGUGCUCAAAGUGAUGAGACACGAUCACAGGAGCUAAAGCCUGUCCUGAGAAUGAGCCAUAAUAUUUGAAUGUGAGGUGAAUGGUUCAUAUGGGUCUAAUUAAAGAUUGUUCUUAGUAUUUACUAAACCUUAAUUGAUGUCAGCUACUAAAUUAUAAGUACGAGUCACACGUUGUGAUACAUGAUUUGCACAGUUUUUCUUUCUUCAUAUAAUCUGUAAUAAAUGUACAGAAAAGCAUUUUCAGUGUUCUCCACAAGCCAGGCUUUAUUUCUUGAACAAUAUACAUCAGUCUAUUUUUGUACACACAAAAUACUGAACAAUGAAGCACAUUGUAUUGAUUUAACUCAUCUAUAUUGAACAUUUCAUGUACACUUUUGUACGAAGUUGUCUAAAUUAGAACUGGAAUGGUAACAUCCUGCCAUGUGUAGAGAUUAACCUGUAAGGAACCUGUCGAACACAUUUUGCUUAUCAAAUCAAAUGUAAUAUAACAUUAAACAGUGUUAAACAUUGCAAUAAAAUGAAGAAACAGUUUG